Messenger RNA from Prorocentrum cordatum, 672 nucleotides. NCBI's taxonomy places the organism in Eukaryota, Dinophyceae, Prorocentrales, Prorocentraceae. The record is from the annotation of a GenBank genome assembly.
AUGCUCAUGGUGGCAUCGUCGGACGCCUCUGCGGAACGCACCAGCACUAUCCGUGGUUUGGCCGAAACGUUGGUGGCAACAGCUUCAUCGAGUUCUUGUCCCUGCGAUGGCGCAGGAGGAGGGAUCUGCACGGCGACGGCGCGUGGAGGCGCCGGGUGCAGGAGCUCAUCGCGCCCCGGCCAGGUGCACCCCUGGACCGAGGAGCCCAGCAGCAUGGACCUGCUCCGCACCAGGAACAGAUGCAGGACCAGCGAGCUCGAAAAUACCGGAGCAGCGGCAACCGCUGCUGCAGCAUCAGCGCCCCGCAUCGGGAUGACAAACGUCGAGCGAAGGCAGGACCCGUUCGACCAGAGGCGGGACCGCUGCCCGGAGUCCAGCUUCAGGAGCUACCUCGACGGCGAGUGCUGGAUCUGCACGGCCGCGGGCGAGGCCAGCCAGUGGGACAUGUGGGUGUCGUGCCGCCACAUGUUCUGCUCGGGGUGCAGCAGCGAGAUGAUGCAGAGGCGCAUGCCGUGCCCGCUGUGCCGCCAGUGGUCCAGCACCGUGGUGCGCGGCCCGCGCUGUCUGCCGGCGGCGGCGGGCCACGCCGCUCCGGUGGCCCAGGCGGCGGAGGCGCCGGCCUCGGGCAGCCGGGCGCUGCGGACGGCCGAGACCUUCACGAUGGGGGAGUAG